AUGGCACCCGAUAAGCAGUGGAUGAAUCUUGUUAAUGAUCGACUAAGUGAAACAUAUCAGUUUGGCAUUAAGGAAUUUUUAAGAUAUGCUUCAAAAAAGUUGGGAGAUUGUGAAAUUCGAUGUCCAUGUGUCAAGUGUAAUAACACUUAUGAAAGAAGUCAUGAAGUGGUUGAAACCCAUAUAACAGUUUAUGGCAUAGUCCAAAAUUAUACAUUUUGGUAUCAUCAUGGAGAAAGGAAAGGUGAAUCUGAAUCUGAAUCUGAAUGCGAGGGUGAAGAAGAUGAUGUAUUAGAAACCAUAGGAGAGGAAGAGAUUCAUGGGAUUAUGAGGGACUUCUUUCCUACUUUAGAUGCUUUGAACAAAAAUAGAGCAGAUUUUGGUGGCUCAAGCCAUAAUGUGCAAAAAGAGGAUCCUAAUGAUGAAGCAAAGAAAUUUUAUAGGCUAUUGACAGAUUUGGAGCAACCAUUAUAUGAAGGUUCUAAGAGUUCAAAAUUAUCUACUAUAAUCAAGCUAUUACAUAUCAAGAGCCUUGGUCGCUGGAGUAAUGAGUCAUUUACUAUGUUAUUACAAAUAUUACAAGAUGAAUUACUCCCUGAUGGUUCGACUUUGCCAAAUUCAUAUUAUGAGGCAAAGAAGAUUAUCCAAGAUCUUGGACUCUCGUACAAGAAGAUAGAUGCAUGUGUCAAUAAUUGUAUGUUAUAUUGGAAGAAAGAUGAGAAGUCUGACUUUUGUAGUAUAUGUGGAGCUUCAAGAUGGAAAAAUGAUAAUUGUAAUGGAGAAAUCAAAGUUGGAAGGAAUGGCAAAAGAAAACCCGUAAAAAUAUUGCGGUACUUCCCUUUAAAGCCGAGGCUUCAAAGGCUAUUCAUGUCCAGUAAGAUAGCGUCCUUUAUGAGAUGGCACCAUGACAAAAGAGUAGAUGAUGGAGUAAUGAGGCAUCCAGCUGAUUCUUUACAGUGGAAAUCUUUUGAUGAAAUGCAUGAAAAUUUUGCUUCAGAGCCUCGUAAUGUGAGACUUGGUCUUGCAAGUGAUGGGUUCCAACCAUUUGCACAUUCCAAAACUUCAUAUAGUAUUUGGCCAGUAUUUCUUAUUCCAUACAAUUUACCUCCUUGGAUGUGCAUGAAAGACUCUAAUUUCAUUCUGUCAAUGAUCAUACCGGGUCCUGAGGGACCAGGGGAUGCUAUUGAUGUCUAUCUCCAACCUUUAAUAGAAGAAUUACAAGAGCUGUGGGAAGUAGGAGUUGAAACAUUUGAUGCAUCAAUUCUCCAGAAUUUCAAGAUGCAUGCAGCUUUACUAUGGACCAUUAAUGAUUUUCCUGCAUAUGGAAACUUGUCAGGUUGGAGCACUAAGGGUAAAUUAGCUUGUCCUUGUUGUAACAAGGAUGCCUUUUCUAUGAGGUUAAACAAUAGCAGAAAGCAAUGUUUCAUGCGCCAUCGUCGUUAUCUUCCAAUAAAUCACAAAUGGCGCAUUGACAAGAAAUCAUUUGAUGGCACGACAGAGUAUGGAUUACCACCAAAACAUCUUACUGGUCAGGACAUUCUAGAUCAGGUGAAAGAUCUUGAAGGAGUCAUUUUAUCUAAAGAUGCUAGUAAAAAGACCAAAGUCUCACAUGAUAAUAGAAGGGAUAAUUGGAAUAAGAAAAGCAUUUUUUUCAAACUUCCAUACUGGAGUAGUCUUUUGUUGCGGCAUAAUUUGGAUGUGAUGCAUAUCGAGAAGAACAUAUGUGAUAAUGUGCUUGGAACAAUUAUGAACAUUAAAGGGAAGACCAAAGAUACUGUUAAGUCUCGUCUUGAUUUGGAAGCAAUGAAUAUUAGACCAGAGUUGCACCCAAUACAAAAAGGAGACAAGUUUGUGUUGCCAGCUGCUACUUACACAUUAACUCAUGAAGAAAAGCAUACAUUUUGUAUGUUUUUAAAGCAAUUAAAAGUGCCAGAUGGGUUUUCAUCUAACAUUUCACAUUAUGUUAGUAUUAAAGAACAUAAGAUUUCAGGUUUGAAGAGUCAUGAUUGUCAUGUUCUCCUACAACACUUACUUCCUCUUGCAUUACGUGGUCUUCUUCCCAAAUCAGUAUGUGAACCAUUAUUUGAAUUGUCUUUGUUUUUCAAAAUUUUGGGUGCAAAGACUUUACGGGUGGAGGAGUUGGAGCAAAUUGAAUCUCAAAUUGCCACAACUCUUUGUAAAUUGGAAAUGAACUUUCCCCCUUCAUUUUUUGAUGUGAUGGUCCAUUUGCCUAUUCAUUUAGCCCUUGAAGCCAAAAUUGCCGGACCUAUCCAAUAUCGAUGGAUGUACCCUAUUGAGCGAGAGUUAUAUGAGUUAAAACAACUCAUUCGUAACUUAGCUUGUCCUGAGGGCUCAAUUGCAGAGGGUUACAUUGCAAAAGAAUGUAUGACACUUUGCUCAAGAUACUUCACUAACAUUGAGACAAAGUUCAAUCGCCUUAAUCGAAAUCAUGAUGCUAGAAGUCAAGAACACAAAAGUGAUUUAUUAAUAUUUUCACAACUUGGACGUGCAUUGGGAUCUGGCAUGACUCGGGAUCUUCGCAUGGAUGAGUGGGAACAAGCUCAUCUUUUUGUUCUAAAGAAUUGUGAUGCAGUUCAACCUUUUUUAGAGGAGUAUUUGCAACUCCAAGCUAGAGCAGCAUUACAAAUGUCCAAUAAGCAAAGUGAUAGAAGGUUUAUUAAUUGGUUUAAAAUUAGAGUUGCAGCGCUACAUAAACAUGACAAUCAUAAAAUUACAGAGGAAUUGCUCUCUUUGUCACGUGGUCCCUCCCAAUCAGUUUGUUGCUUCAAUGGUUAUGUUGUGAAUGGGUAUAGGUUUCGUGUAGAAUGUCAUGACAAAGGAUUUAGAACACAAAAUUGUGGGGUGGUUGUGAGUGGUGACAUUGGGUCUGAAAUGGGAAAUAUAGAUUACUAUGGAAUCUUAACUGAGAUUAUUGAGUUGCAGUAUCUUGGUGGUAGAAGGGUGGUACUGUUUCGUUGUAAAUGGUUUGAUGUGCAUGAUAAGGAAAAGGGGGCCAAAGUAGAUGAGUAUGGUUUCACCACUAUAAAUUGUGAUCGCUUGUUAAAGACAAAUGAGCCAUUUGUCUUGGCAUACCAAGCAUUCCAAGUGUUUUAUGCCAUUGACACUAUCAACAAAGGUUGGCAGGUUGUUGUGAAAACACAACCACGUGAUUCUUAUGACUUGCCUUUACAAAUGGAUGACAUUUGUGAUGAAAUGGAUAAUAUUAGUGAAGCAUAUCAACAAGGGGAAUCAUUCAAUUAUAAAGAGGCAAAUCCCAUUUCAACUACAAUAGACAAUGAAAUCAAUUGGGCAAGGGAAAAUGUGGAGCCAAUGGCCGUUGAAGUGGCAACUAAAAGAAAGAAAAGAAAAAGAAGAUGUUAG
This is a messenger RNA of Diospyros lotus (date-plum), 3378 nucleotides long. RefSeq lists its product as uncharacterized. The coding region runs from base 1 to 3378 and encodes 1125 amino acids. The transcript has 3 exons. The record is from RefSeq and is a predicted model, not a curated record. Lineage: Eukaryota; Viridiplantae; Streptophyta; Magnoliopsida; Ericales; Ebenaceae.